Chanos chanos (milkfish) is the source of this 1848-nucleotide messenger RNA. It is a transcript of the gene chrm3a, whose product is annotated as cholinergic receptor, muscarinic 3a. Gene Ontology annotation, molecular function: G protein-coupled acetylcholine receptor activity; G protein-coupled serotonin receptor activity. Gene Ontology annotation, biological process: chemical synaptic transmission; G protein-coupled receptor signaling pathway, coupled to cyclic nucleotide second messenger; adenylate cyclase-inhibiting G protein-coupled acetylcholine receptor signaling pathway. The record is from RefSeq and is a predicted model, not a curated record. The transcript has a single exon. The coding region runs from base 1 to 1848 and encodes 615 amino acids. Lineage: Eukaryota; Metazoa; Chordata; Actinopteri; Gonorynchiformes; Chanidae. Gene Ontology annotation, cellular component: plasma membrane; synapse; dendrite.
AUGGAUUCCAACAGUACAGACCCUGGCCUCUACGUACCCACUACAACACAGGGACCAAGCUUUUAUCCAGGUUCUACUCUGUGGACAGACCCUCAGAGUAUGGAUGACAAUGCUUCCUCCCAGCUGCACAUGCUUGUGAACUUAACAGUUGCACAUGGGGCUAACAGAAGCCAGGGAGAAAGCAAAGGUCAAGAAUUUGACCCCCUGGGAGGUCAUACUCUGUGGCAGGUCAUUCUCAUUGCUCUGUUUACCGGAAUGUUGUCUCUUGUGACCAUUAUCGGUAAUAUUUUGGUCAUGGUCUCUUUCAAGGUUAACCGCCAGCUCAAGACAGUCAACAACUACUUCUUGUUGAGUCUUGCUUUCGCUGACCUUAUUAUUGGAGUCAUCUCCAUGAACCUGUACACAGCCUAUAUUGUCAUGGGACAGUGGGCCAUGGGUAACUUUGCCUGUGACCUGUGGUUGGCCAUAGAUUACGUUGCUAGCAAUGCAUCUGUAAUGAACCUGCUUGUGAUCAGCUUCGAUCGAUACUUCUCCAUCACGCGGCCUUUGACAUACCGCGCCAAACGGACCACAAGGCGUGCUGGGCUAAUGAUCGGAUUGGCCUGGUUUGUGUCAUUGAUCCUUUGGGCGCCAGCCAUCUUGUUUUGGCAGUAUUUUGUGGGAGAGAGGACAGUUCCACCAGAUAAAUGCUACAUCCAAUUCCUUACAGAACCAAUUAUUACAUUCUGCACAGCCAUGGCGGCUUUCUACCUCCCUGUGACCAUUAUGAGCGUGCUCUACUGGCGCAUUUAUAAGGAGACGGAGAACCGCUCCAAGGAACUUGCGGGGCUGCAAGGCUCUGGCGGGCGACUCGGAGGCGACAGGCCACGUUUCCACCUUCACAGUACUGGGGGGAGUUCCAGGAGCUGCAGCAGCUUCGAGCUGGCCAGGCCUGUGAGGAGACAGAGCUCCAAGAUGGGGCUGUCGGGUCGCUUCCAUUGCUGGAGAGGGAGACCCAGUGGUGCAGGAGGACCUUGUGGCCGAGGUGAGCCAGACCAGAGCAGCAGCGACAGCUGGAAUAACAACGAUGUCGGUACCUCGGCUGAUCACUCUGGCUCCUCUGACGACGAGGAAGUUGUGAUGCCCACCACACGCGCCAUCUUCUCUAUUGUUCUUAACUUGCCUGGGAUGAGGGCAGCAGUUAAUUCCCAGGUUACGUCUUGCGAAGACCUGGAUGUGGCCUCAGAAGAGGAUCCAUUGCGUGCUGAUGAGGAAGACAGCGGGAGAGACAGCAUUUCACCUCCCAUAACCAAUGGCAGUAAAAGAGAGGGCAACAGUUACCACCAGCGUUACUCUACAAAGAUCGCCAAGGUACAAUCCAUGCCUUCUAUUGAAGCUUCAGCUGCGGGCACAGAUCCCACUGCUGGCACCAUGACUGCCACUAAAUCUCCCUCAGCGCCCCUUUCCUUCAAAGAGGCGGCACUGGCCAAGCGCUUUGCUGCCCGGGCAAGGACACAAAUCACCAAACGCAAGCGCAUGUCACUGGUGAAGGAGAAGAAAGCAGCUCAGACACUUAGUGCCAUCUUGUUUGCAUUUAUCAUCACAUGGACACCUUACAACAUAAUGGUGCUGGUCAACACUUUCUGCAAAGACUGUAUCCCAGAGUCCCUGUGGGCUCUAGGGUACUGGCUGUGCUAUGUAAACAGCACGGUCAAUCCCAUGUGCUAUGCACUCUGCAAUAAAACUUUCCGCAAUACCUUCAAGAUGAUACUUCUGUGCCAGUGGGACAAGACCACCAGAAUGAAACAGAGCUUUCAGGAGAGACAUUCAGUUAGGUUCCACCAAAGGAUCCCCAGAGACUCCACAUAG